This is a messenger RNA of Acaulospora colombiana, 375 nucleotides long. Lineage: Eukaryota; Fungi; Glomeromycota; Glomeromycetes; Diversisporales; Acaulosporaceae. The record is from the annotation of a GenBank genome assembly.
AUGAGAAAGACCGCAUCAGCAAAGGGAUUAGUCGCCGGUGAUCUGAAGAUCUAUCAAAAAAACAAAACAUUAUUAGAUUGUUCGUCGGUUGGCGGCGGUCAGGGCAAAGGGUAUCCGGAUGUCGCCACACGUCAAUUAGUCAAAGCACUCGGGGACUAUCGACGAAGUAGGGUGGUAAAUUUGUAUGGAAAGAGGACGGAAAGUCAGAUACCCAUACUUGGAUUCUUCGAUAAUGAUCCCUACGGCGUAGAAAUCCUGAGUGUUUACAAGUUUGGUUCUCAGGUACCUUCAGAGUUAAUCAAUCACUUGGAAUCUAUGCCGCAUGAAACUGCAAAUAAAUCGUUGAUAUCUUUGUAUUUAGGCAAUGUCAUUUGA